AUGCCAUAUGAAAACGGUAGUCCUUACGAUAAAGAAGGAACUUUAAAUAGAAAUGUUGCAAUGACAACAACUUUGGUCAGACAUUUGCUGAAAGAAAGGAUAUAUCAGCUCUUACCUAUAAAUUCCUCAUAUUCUACAUAUAUAGAUGUCGAGGCUGAUGUAUAUUUUUUAUCAUCAAGAUCGGUUCUAUUGAACGUUGCAAUCUCGCAAGAUAUCGAACCAAUAGUUACUAAUGUAUUGGAUUUGAUUGACUUAGUGUUGCAGUUUGGUUUGCCAGAUGACGCUGACGAUGAUGAUGCCACAACGGGAGAUAAGCUGGAGACUAUUACCGAUUCUCAUGUUGGCGAUCAAGCAGUGCAGUCGAUUUGUUUGUUAUUAAGAUUAUUAACAGAUAUAUUAGAGUAUAAUUGGGAUUUCGUUGAAAAAUCAAUGGCAGAUAACAAGGUUGCUUCGCUACCAUCCCCAACAGAAGAUAUUAUUAAAAUAUUUGAAAAGCAACAUAACUCAUUUUCAGGUAUAAUAGCAGGUUUUUCCGUUCAUAGAACGAAUUUUCAUGAACACAAACCCAAAGAAUUGAACCAAGAAGUAGCAACUAGAUUAAUGACAACAUUGACAAGAUUGAAAUUUCAACACGUUUCUUUUAACUUAUUAACUAUAAUCUCAAAAAAUUCUCCUUAUUUUAAGAGUUCAUUGUCAUUUAAUGAUUUAAUACCAAAUUAUGAGUAUUUUAAAACAAAGAUAAAUGCAUACAAUGUAUCAAACGACCUCGACAGCAAUAAUAACAAUAUAAAUCCAGACACAUAUUCGCAUAUAUUUGAAUUGGGUAAUAAAAUUGAUUCAACCAUUACAUACAUUCAGAGAUUUGUAGCAGCUUCAAAUUCAAAAGAGUACAAAAAACAUCUCACCGAAAUUAUUUUAAAUCCAAUUACAAACGAUUACAUUUAUAAACAUAGAGGUUCAACAACAUCAGCAUUGCCAUCAGCGUCAUCAUAUUCAAACGAUAAUAAGAAAAGUUCACCAUCAACUGGAACCAGUGCAAUGCCAGGACCUUCACAUGCUUCCAAAUCAUCAAGAAGUAAUAGCACACAUUCAGCAAGCAGUUUUCAAUCGAUGGGAAUUAGUUUAACCCCAAGGAUUGAAUCAGAUGCGAAUAAAUCAUUACAAUGGAACGAAGUUUUAAAGAAUUUCGAUUUAUUUGGUUGUUUCUUUCUGUCAAAUACUUCUCUACUCGGAUUCUUGGAAAUGUUAAAAAAGCUUUGCAAAACCUUAAAUCGGUCAAUUUUUACCUGUGUUCUAUUAUUUUAUGCAACAAAGACAUUAAUGUAUUGGAUUAUGGCAAGAUCAAGAAGUUUCAUAGAGGUAUCAAAUUCAUUAAUUGAUAUUAACAAUAUAAAGAAAUCACCUAAGUUUUCUGCAUCCACAGAUGUAACAACUUUAACUACAGAGCAACAAACUGCCAUGAAAUUAUUAAACACAUUUAACGAGCUUUUUUACGAUUUGUAUACAACAUUUAAAAUUUCGAGUGUUUUAACAAAUCCACAAUAUUUACCAAAUAUGCACACGGAAUAUACAACAUCGCCACAACCUAAAUCUUCAAAUACUGUACAUAUGAAAUCCCACGUUCCACCAAGUAAUAAAGCAUCGCCUAUCAAUACUGAUUUGAGAUUCUCAUAUAAUUCGGAAUCUGAUCCCAAACUGGAUUACCAUAUGAGUUCUCCGCCUCCAACACCACUUAGAGAGAAAAAUAUGUCACCAGUAUAUGGUAACAUAAGUUAUACUAAUAGCAUUGAGCAAAGUUUCAAUGGAGAUGCAUUAAAUUCGGACGAUAUUCUAAUGCCAAAUCCAGUUUCACUUGCUUAUCCGCAUAAUAAAUACGUACUCUCCGCGAUGAAGUCGUUUGAAUUGUCUCAGCAAAUUUCUAAUUCAGAGGAUUCUUCAGACAACAACAUUGAUAACAUGGAAAACUCAGAAAAUAUAACCAAAGAUUCAUUUUUGUUACCGCCUACUUCAAUUUCCAAUCGUGUAACACCAAUAGGCCGUGAACUGAACAAAUCUACAACUAGUUCUAGCAGUUCCAAUAAUACUAUAGAAUAUAAUGAAAAAGAUGUUUCUCAUUUAAAGAAUGUUUUGGAUCUAUAUUCAGCUUUUGAUGAAUCUGAAUCACUAGUCCAUACAUCGAUAUUAAAAUUUUUAGCUACCAUUUCAAUGUUAGAUCCCGAAUUAUUUCAGAAGAUUAAUGAAUCAUCAUUUAACGGUAUCCCAGAUAUCGAUGAAAACAACAAAAUUGUGAAGAAUAAUCAAAAGGCAUAUUCCAGUGAGAAUGCAAUAACCAUCAAAAACUUAUCUCAUGGUUUGAAGAAGCUGACGAAUUUGAAGGUCCAUAAAACAACUAAAACCUCUAAAGCAUUAGAGUUACUUGAAAUUUCUUUAAAUAUUUACAACGGUACACAGACUACUUCAGAUAAUGCUAUGAUCAUAUCAUUAAGAAUUUUAUUAACAAUUUAUACAUUGUCAGCAUCGGUUUCUUUAUCAAACAAAAAAUUAGCCUGUGUAAAUUUUUCUAGAAGACUGAUGCCAACCUUUUACUCAAGUUUGAAAGUGGAUUCAAAAGCAAAGUUACUUGAAAAUGAAAAUAAACAAAUUUCAAAGAUCUUAAAGAUGAGACAUAAGUUAAAUAGUCAAUUCCAGUUAGAAUUUAUUGCUGCAUCUCUGCAAUUAAGCACGGAUGAUUUCUUGGAUUAUUUAGGUCUAGAUGAAUUAUGUGAGAAAUUAGAUACAAGAAAGUUGGUAUUAUACACAGAAGGUUUAAGAGUUUUUUUCCAUUUACCAUGUUGUGAAAACUUAAGGAAAAGAGCAGCAAUCAAAUUAGCAAAAGUGUUUAAGAAGAUAUUUUACAACAUAUCAGAAAUUCUUCUGAAAGAGUUACCGAUUAUAAAUGACGAUAAUGUAUCAAAGAGUAUCGAAUCAAUCAUUGAUGGCACCAUUGUAAAUGAAUUUGGACCCAAAUCAUUAUUUAAACCAGUUUCUCCGAGUACUGGUGUGGUUACAAAUCAAUCAGAUACGGGAUCAACUCCAAUCUCUCUUAAUAAUCAUUUAGAACAGAAUCAAGGUAAUUGGGUUACACACCCAAUCAUAGCAUCGCUUGCUUCACCAUCUUUCUUUUCACCUUCCGGCAGUGCUGAAAUUAUUUCGAGAGAUAUACCGAGCGUGAAUAAUGAAUUAUCUUUAAUUUCUCCUACUGCACAAAGGGCUCCUCAUAAUUUUCUAAUCAAUAAGAAACAUCCAUUAAUAUCUAACUCGGCAAGAACUAAUGGAUCACCUAUAAGCACCCCAGGAACCUCAAAAUCAUCUGCCAAUCCAUUACUGUGUGAUAAUUCACGUCAAACUCCUGGAUCUAAAUUGACAGAUGAUGAUUUAUCGAGUUUAUUAAAAAAAAAGAUUACCUCUAAUCUUGAAUCAAGUAAUGACAUACUUCUAAUAGGGCAUAGCACAGAAAUCAACAAUGCCAGAAGAAUCAUUAUUAAUAUUUUUAGUAUCUUUAGAAAGACGGCUAAUUUCAUAAUUUUACCACAGAAUGAAGAUAUAGAGCGUGGCAAUGUUGAAACCGACUUUAAACAGAUUGUAAAACCUAUUUUCGUGUCAAUUAUAGAUAUUGAUCCAGUUUUAGAGACAACGGCUUGUUCAUUUAUGAAUAUGUUGAUUACUUAUAUGUCUCAUUUACCCAAUAACAUUUCAUCGAAUGCGCUCGUUGACUACAAUUUAUUUUGUAGUUACUCAAUAACUUUAUUUUCAACAGCACUAUUUGAUUUAAAUUUGCCAAACAGAAAGAGGGAAGUAUUCUUGGAUAUUGUCAACAAAUUAAUGGAGUUAAAGAAUUCGGUGUUGAAAUUAGCUGGAAAAGCUGGUCGCUUAGAAAGGAUCAUACCGGUGGAAAAAAAUACUUUUGUGUCAUUGACCAGUACAUUAAACAGAGGUUUGUUUGUAUCUCUUCAUACAAAUAAAUCGAAUAUUCAGUCACUGCUAACAAAAACAUUUUCACAUUUCACAGACAGUAUAAACUUUUAUAAAAGCUCAAUCGGAGAGAUAACUGAAAAUGAAUUUGGAAAUAUAGAUUUCAUUCGAGCAAUGUCAAAGGGUACUUAUGUUUUAUCCGGGUCUGUUGCAUUUCAACGUAAAUGUAGAACCAAUAUUUUGAAAUAUAUUACUAAGCCUGAUAUGGUUUUGUACGAUUGUUUCCACACCAUUUUCAACAGAUGGUUGCAUAUUUCAAAAGCUGUCACACUGUCUAGAUCGGACAUUGCCGACUUCAGAAGUUGUGCUGGUUUAUUAGCAACAGCUUCUGGUACUCUUCUGACUAUGGUCGAAGACGAUCAGUAUAAUUCUUCUAUAUCAGUCGAGAUCAAAACAGAUAUAUCUAGAAAAGUCAACUAUUUUAUAGGAAAACAAUGUCAAUGGUUAAAUAAUGAGCAUUUGUUGACAAGAGAAAAUUCAAGAGACAUUUUAUCAUCGGAAUUACAUCCAUUGUCAUUCAAACUUUUAUUUCAUAAUCUGAAGAAAAAAAUGGUUGAAAUAAAGGAUGUAGAUUUAUCUAAUGAUAAAGCAGAUUAUUAUUUCAUAAUUUUGGAACAAAUUAGUAUUAUCAUCAGAACAAUUUUACACCAACCAUAUAGCAAAGAUCUACUAUUCUUGUUUUCUAUGGAAAUCAUAAACUUUAUUGAUGAUUUAGUUAUUCUGGUCGAAAAAAUUUCACACAAAUCUUUAAGAUAUAGGAAGGGAAUCAUUUACUUGUCAAAAAUGUUUAAAGCCAUUGAAGAUGCGGAGGAAUGUUUGGCAAUAAAGGGGCAUUAUGCUUUAAAAAAUAGGUGGUUAAAGGUUCUAAUUUUUUGGUUUCAAUAUUCAAUCUCGAAAGAGCUGGAUUUUGAUAAUUUGUCAAAACCUCAUCGUGAUAUGAACUUACCUAAACGUGAUGAAGAUAUGUUAUAUUUAGAUACAUCUAUUGAGUCUUCAAAGGCAAUUGCAUAUUUAACAAAUGGUAUUCUUCUAGAAGCUGCAUAUUCUGCUUCGAAGGAAGAGUAUAGACGUUCAAUUGGUUUCGAGUUUAGAAAUUAUUUUGGUAUUUUGUUAAAAGGUAUUGAAAAAACAAUUGAUAUUAAAAAUUGUCCAAUUUCCCUGAAACAUAAAAUCAACACUUUAAAUGAAAAUUUAAGUAUAUCCUUGCAAAACUUAUCAAAGGCAAAUAUUGAACCAGCUCUACAAUAUACCUUGCAUAUGGGUUAUUCUGAAAAUAUAGAUAUUAGGAAAUCGUUCUUAAAUGUAUUCAUUAAUGUUGUAAAGAAUUAUCCUUCGCACGUUUCAUCCCAACAAAAAGAAAAAAAUGAGGCUACUGAAAGUAUAUUAACAUUUUUAAUUGAAAAUGUUCAAAUUGUGUCUUAUUCUAUCGAUUUAUGUGAGCCUUCUGAGAUGGACGGAUUUGCCGUGAGUAUGUUAACUACUUUUGAAUCUAGAAACGCAGGACACAUAAUAGUAUCUCAACUUAUUAAGGAAGAAAUUCAAAAAGCACCAAGAUCAAUGGAUAUACUGAGAAGAAAUAGUAUAGCAACAAGGUCUUUAUCCAUAUUUUCAAAAGCAAAAGGACGCGAAUUUCUAAUUGCACUAAUUUCUCCUAUACUUGAUGAAUUGAUUGAAAGUAAGGAUUGUUUUGAAAUAGAGAAAUUAUCAAUAGAUGACAAAAAUACUAAAACACAAAUAUUGAUAUUCAAAAAGUACUUGGUGAAAUUUUUAAACUCAAUGAAGUCUUCGAUGAAUAUCUUUCCACCCGAGUUAUUGUAUAUUUGCCAAAUGAUAUAUGAAGAGGUUUCUAAAAGGUUCCCUGAAUCUGCUUUAGUUGCGGUGGGUUCCUUUGUCUUUUUGAGAUUUAUUUGUCCUGCAUUAGUGAGUCCAGAAACAGAGGACAUAUCAAGUCAUAUGGAUGCUCCGGUUAAACGUUCUCUAGUUCAAUUAGCAAAAAUUAUUCAAAAUCUGGCGAACAGCUUAGAUUCAACAUCUAAAUUCACAAUUUUACAAUCUGAACAAGACUUUUUGAUCAAAUGCAACAAAGAAAUAUUCAGUAACCUAAAAGAAUUAUCUAAUUUAGACAGAAACAUUGAUAUUAAAUGGUAUAGGGAAUCACAGAAUAACGAUGUGAAACUAAAUUUUGAUUUUUUCCAUAGAUUUUACUAUGAUCAUUGUUUACAACUACGAGGACUUCUCCUUUCAAAUUUACACUCACUUGACGAUAUAAAACUCUUAAAGCAUAGCCUUUUCCUAAGUGACAGAGUAUUAGGAGUACUUGGACAACCAAAUUGGCAGGCUACUAUAGAAAUUCCUAAAUUUAUUAAAGAUAACAUGGAAAAAUAUAGCCAGUUGUAUGAAUUUGUCAGUAGAACCGCCAUAAAAGCGUCUACGGAUAACACUAAUUUAAACAGUAAAUACGUUUAUGAACUCAUGUCAACAGAUGGCAAUCCUGUUUUAGCAUUAGAUUUUAAAAAAUAUAAGCAGGAAGGUGCUUCUGCUGAUUUAUUAGCCUAUCGGACUAUCCAAGUAUACUCAAGAUUCUGGACAAGUAAACAUUAUAUUUUAUUAAAUCUUUCUGAGUAUGAUCACACUGAUGAAAUUACCUAUAGUGUUAUAUUUUUGUUGUUAAAACUAAUUCCAGAAGAAGCAUAUCAAACUUGUUUUGGUGUUUAUAAUCUAAAUGCGACAAAAUCAUUUAUACAAUUUUGGAAUAAUAAUGAAAUAAUAGAGAAUAGGUACGUGACAUUCAAGUGUCCUUAUCAUUUUGUAAAUACUAUCAAUGAUGAACAAUUGAUUAGUGAUUUGGGUUUUAGACAACAGAUCCUCUAUUUAAUUGAUGAUAUGCGUGUUUUACUCAAUGAUAUCGAAUUAUAUGAUGUUGAUAGUAAAUCUAUGAUACCUGUGACCAUGAGUUUGGGUAAUAGGUAUUUCCAAAUAUUAAGGGAAGAAGAAAUGGACUUCAAGCCAAGUGGGGAUGCUACAAUUAUGAGAGUAAAGACAAAUCAAGUUUUUGAAAUAUCAGAUGUACGGAACGUAUCAGUUUCUUACUCUCAGGCUAGUUUAAAUGAAUUUACUAUCAAUCUUAUCAAUGAAGAAAUUCUAACACUAACUAGUCCGAAAUACUUGGAAAUUAUUAAAAUGUUUUCAUUUUCAAUUGCAAAAAGUGAAGAUGAUGUAGUUAUUGAAAAUUUAUCGACAUCUUCAAGAAAGGAGAAUGGUCUCACUUCGUUUGAAUUUAAUUUAGAAACUAUAUCUCAUAUUUUUGUGGUUGCCAUUGUCGGUCUAUUUAGCGAAGACAAUGAGGUUAAAAAUAAUGCAUAUAACUUAUUAGCUGAAACACAAAUUGCAUUUAAAUUAGAUUUUGGUGUCAACUUAAGAUUUUCAAGGGAGCUUUACGUUCCAGAUGAUUGUAGUAUGUUUGUUAAACAAAUAACACAAGCUUUGUCUGUUUCUUCUCCCGAAUUGACAGGUUACACUGUCAAGAUGGUGGUGGAUGCGUUGGAAAAUGAAGUUUUUAAACCGGAUAGAGUUCCUCAACUUUUAAGUUGUUUAAACUAUUGGAUACCUAAUCUCUACGAAUAUGUUUAUUUAGCGGACGAGGAAAAUGGACCAGAAGCAUUUUCUUAUUUAAUUAAAGUUUUAAUAAGGCUAACAUUGGCUGAUUCAGGUUUUACGUCAAUUUACUUACAACAAAUCUGGAAUGUUUUGUCUUUGGAAAAUCCCUUGACAAGCAUUAUAGUUGAGGAAGUCAUAAAUUAUGCUUUAGAUCGUGAUUCUGAAAAUGGAGAUUGGGCAUGUGCACUUCCAUUGAUAGCGAGCAUGUCAACGGUUGAUAUUACAGCAUAUAUAGUGAGAAAGCUGAUGGAUUUAUUAGAGUCAUUUUUGCCUUCAUUUCAUUUGGAUGUGUCUACUCACAGUUGGAGUGAACUUACUAUCCUGGUACGAAUUGCGAUACCGUUAUUUUUUGAAUCUCCUUUACUGGCUCAGAUGUUCCUCCCCGAUAUAUUAUUCAUUAUAUCACUAUUAAUUGAUCAAGGUCCAAAAUCAAUAAGAGGUUACUUCCAUGAACUAUUGAUGAAUGUUUGCCAUUCUUUAGCAAUAAAUGAAUCCUUAUCGGAGUCAAACAGAAGAGCCCUAGAUAAUAUAUGUUCUGUUUUUUCACAACAGAAAGGCAAAUUUACUCUUGGAUUCCGUCACGAGAUUAGUAUUUUACCUCAAAAUCUAAGCAAUUUGUCAUUUGCCAAUAAAUUUAAUAUUCUAGAGCAUUUCAUAACGAAUAUUCUUCUGACCAUGGAAAAUGCGGAUGAAGCGGAAGCUGCAUAUUGGAAAACCAAAUAUAAGAAAUAUUUGAUGGAUUCUAUUUUCAAUAACAGAUCAUAUCUAUCAGCACGUUCGAUGAUGAUUUUAGGUAUUAUAGGGAAAUACGAUACUUCUGAAAUGUUAUGUAAAAAUAUGUUAACAGAAACACUAGAAGCUAUUUCUUCAACUGAUUUCAACGAGGAGAAUAUGUUUUUAGUUACAGCACAUAUUUUUACGUAUACGAAAGUUGUUCAAGGUUUAGAUCCAUCACUGGAUAUAAUGAACAGAAUAUUUUGGUAUGGUACCACUUUGGUUGAAUCCCAAUAUCCAAUACUGUUUGAGGGAGGGUUAUUUUUGAUUGGGAAUUGUUUGAAAAGAUUAUACAUGUAUAUUUUUGAAUCUGGAAACAGUUCAGUGCCAUUGAAAAGAAUUUUACUUGAAAGUAGGAAUUUUGCAGUUGAUCUAUUUUCAGAAUUUGACAGGGCAUGUGAUAUUACUUGGACUGAAGAUAGUUUCCCACUGGUGCUAAUAUCUAUUUUACUGAGAGGUCUUUCGGUGCCUUUUAUGAAGCCUAAAGUUAUUGAGAGUUUAGAACAGUUCUUGAGGAAUGCGUAUUUUGAGAGCAGAACUAAACCUGAAGUAACUGAUUAUUUGCCGUAUAUGUUUUUGAUGUAUCUUUUAUCUCCAGGUGAACAAUUUGCUACUAUUUUAGACACCAUUGAAUUUGAAGAUGAAAUAAUUUGUAUUGACGAGAACUUAAAAAUCCCAAAAAAACUACUUGAUUGGUUAGCUUCGGAUAGCAUAUAUUCUAAUAUUUCUUUAUAUCAAGCUGCUGCAUUGUUUAAUAGUAAUGUGUCAGAUGAAUCGACAAAAUACAGGUUUACCAUUAUCACUAAACAUUUAUUAAAUAUUAAUCCCUAUUGUGUUUUUAAGUAUUAUACACUAACUCGUUCUGAACUAAGAAAGGUCUCUAUAUGGGAAAAUGAUGUUAAUGUGGUGAAGGUUUCUUUUGAAAUUAUUACAGAAUUGGUUCAAUUUGAUGAAUUUGAUGACUUGAACAAGUAUUUUUUGAAUUCCCAAGAAAGUAUCAAAAGGCACGGACUUUCAGCUGUAGCAGAUGUUCGUCCUUUGACCGUUAAUAACACUGGCGGUAAUCCAACGGCAGCUGAACAAGAAGGAUAUCAUUAUACAUUCAUGCGAAGACGUAAAUUCAUGGCUAGGUUGCUGACUCGUCUAAUUUAUGCAAACUAA
Tetrapisispora phaffii CBS 4417 is the source of this 9603-nucleotide messenger RNA. It is a transcript of the gene IRA2, whose product is annotated as Ras GTPase activating protein IRA2. Lineage: Eukaryota; Fungi; Ascomycota; Saccharomycetes; Saccharomycetales; Saccharomycetaceae. The transcript has a single exon. The coding region runs from base 1 to 9603 and encodes 3200 amino acids. Gene Ontology annotation, biological process: regulation of GTPase activity. The record is from RefSeq and is a predicted model, not a curated record.